AUGCCUCCCAGAAAACGCCCAAAGCUCUCAUCGCGCCCAACGUCCAGCACGCCGCAAGUCGAGACGAUAAAACAGUCAACCUCCGCCCACAGUCCAACGGAUGGUGCACAAAAGUCAGAUCCAGAGUAUGACUUGGUCAAUGAUCCAUGGACCGACGAACAAGAGACUGCGUUGCUGAAAAGCAUCGUAAGGUGGAAGCCCGUUGGGAUGCAUAAACAUUUUAGGAUGCUGGCUAUAGCGGAAUACAUGAAGAGUCAAGGCUACGCACCGGCAGACGAAGAACAUACCCGGAUUCCAGGAAUUUGGAAGAAGCUCGGUUCUCUAUACAAUCUCCCUGCGCUGGACGAAAGGGAGGACUCGAUAAUCUCUCAAGAUGCGGACGACUCGGACGAAUCUGAAUACUGCCCUUUCGAAUUACCCGAAGACGAAUACGGCGAGAUGAUGUUUGCCAAACGACUUGCAGCCGAGCGAUCAGAAUCACCGGAGACAUCUGUUCAUCCUGAAUCUAGGAGGGACAGCACCGUCGCUGAUACUGACGAACCGCGCUCAUCCCCCGCACCAUCUCGUGGCCGUCGCGGCAAACCUACCAGAGCAUCCACCCGCGGCACGCGCACUACAAGAUUACAAGUCGAAAUUGAGCGGCCAUCUUCAGCAAGCGUCGGCACCGAAGACGAACAAAUGGAGGACGCGGAUGAAGAUGAGGAUGGCGAAGAGGAAGGAGAUAGCGAUGCCGGUGAUGCCGAUGAUAAGGACGCCGAGGAGGGUGAUGCAGAAGCUGUAAGCUCGCCGGCGACGAGAAGUACGCGGACGCAAACUGCAAAGUCGAAAAAAGAUAAAAAGGGUGCUGCUGCUGCAAGUACGACGACAAGGCGGCAUGGAAGACGACGCUGA
This is a messenger RNA of Talaromyces marneffei, 891 nucleotides long. RefSeq lists its product as uncharacterized. The transcript is spliced from 4 exons. The record is from RefSeq and is a predicted model, not a curated record. Bases 1 to 891 code for a protein of 296 amino acids. Gene Ontology annotation, cellular component: NuA4 histone acetyltransferase complex; nucleus. Gene Ontology annotation, biological process: regulation of transcription by RNA polymerase II. Lineage: Eukaryota; Fungi; Ascomycota; Eurotiomycetes; Eurotiales; Trichocomaceae.